Molecule: messenger RNA, 1841 nt
Organism: Sardina pilchardus (European sardine)
Lineage: Eukaryota; Metazoa; Chordata; Actinopteri; Clupeiformes; Clupeidae
Product: phosphatidylinositol 5-phosphate 4-kinase type-2 gamma-like
Exons: 10
Coding region: 296-1555 (419 amino acids)
Biological process (GO): phosphatidylinositol phosphate biosynthetic process
Cellular component (GO): plasma membrane
Molecular function (GO): 1-phosphatidylinositol-4-phosphate 5-kinase activity; 1-phosphatidylinositol-5-phosphate 4-kinase activity
Source: RefSeq, a predicted model, not a curated record
GACUGCAAGUGUUUUGGUUUUUGGAUGGUGAUGGAACAGCUGGAAUUUAGUGGUAUUCAUAGUCCAUUAAUGAGAAAAAGCUUGAGAACGUAAUCGAGCACACUCAAAGUUUAGGUAAGCUAAGUUUACAUCAUGUCAAACUGGAAAAUCGCUACAAGUGGUCGAUAGGGAGGCACGCGCAAAAGGAAACGUUCACCUGGUUGUUGUUGCGCACGCUACAGACGGAGACAGGUGGGCGCUAGACUUCUGUAUCGGACAAAGAGAAGUUCCGAUAUCGGGUUAAAUCAGCACGAAAAUGUCCUCUCCUGGUAAGUCUGGUGGACCCGUGGUGAAGCUCGCUCGAACUAAAAGCAAAAAGAAGCAUUUUGUGCAUCAGAAGGUGGAGGUCUUCCGGGCAAGCAAUCCUGUUCUGAGCGUUUUCAUGUGGGGCGUCAAUCACGCGAUAAAUGACCUGUCUCAGAUACCUGUUCCUGUCAUGUUACUGCCAGAUGACUUCAAAGCCAACACCAAGAUCAAAGUGAACAACCAUCUCUUUAACAAGGAAAAUCUCCCCGGCCACUUCAAGUUCAAGGAAUACUGCCCGCAGGUAUUUCGAAACCUCCGUGAGCGAUUUGGCAUCGAAGAUCUGGACUACCAGGCCUCCCUGGUGCGCAGCCCCCCGGUGCAGGAUGCCGACUCACAGGAGGAGGGUCUGCUGCUCUCCUCCUACGACCGCACGCUCAUCGUCAAGCAGAUCUCCAGCGAGGAGGUGGAGGACAUGCUCAACAUCCUCUCCCAGUACCACGAGCACAUAGUGACGUGCCAUGGCAGCACGCUGCUCCCCCAGUUCCUGGGCCUGUACCGCAUCACGGUGGAGAGCGAGGACACCUACCUCAUGGUCAUGAGGAACAUGUUCAGCCACAGGCUCCUCGUGCACCGCAAGUACGACCUCAAGGGCUCACUGGUGUCACGUGAAGCAAGCGAUAAGGAGAAGGUGAAAGAGCUUCCCACAUACAAAGAUGUGGAUUUCCGUAACAACAUGCAGAAGGUGUUUGUGAGUGAGGAGCAGAAGGAGAAGAUCAUGGAGAAGCUCAACAGAGAUGUAGAGUUCCUGGUGCGGUUAAGGAUUAUGGACUACAGCCUGCUUCUGGGGAUCCAUGACGUGGAGCGGCACGAGCGAGAGGAGGAGGAACAGGAGGAAUCCUCCUUUGAGGAGGGAGAGGAGGCGCAGAACGGGAUUCCCCAGGCCGCCCCUGGACAACCACACCCAACGAGCGGCUCCUACGGCGCCUCCCCUGAGGGCAUCGCCGGGUACAUGAACUCCUUCAAGCCCUUCGGCCCUGGGGAGUUCGACCCCUACGUAGACGUGUACGCCAUUCAGAGUGAUGUGGGUGCUCCUCAGCGGGAGGUCUACUUCAUGGGUCUGAUUGAUGUGCUGACGCAGUAUGACACCAAGAAGAAAGCAGCGCAUGCUGCAAAAACAGUCAAACACGGGGCUGGGGCAGAGAUCUCCACGGUCCACCCUGAGCAGUAUGCCAAACGCUUCCGGGAAUUCAUCGCCAACAUUUUCGCCUGAGUCCUAUUAUCACACACUCCAGUUUGCCUUCUACAACAAUCACUCUAUUUAUUGACAGAAAAUGAAUGCAUUGCAUAACAUUGUGUGAUUCAUCCACUGUAUUGUCAUAUUUCACUGAACGCUUUGCAUGAAGUGCAAUUGAUGUUUUAAACUUUAAUAUAAUUCACAUGAUGUUUAUAGUUGUUAAAGUCUACAUUAUAAAGCCACACCUGUGAUGUAUGAUUAAGACACUAGACACGUGUUUAAGGGUUAGAGUAACGUGAUGUCAAUGUCAAUGGCCCAAGAG